UCAGGGCGGCGCGCCGCGCCCAAUGUCCUGCCGCGUCCGGGAAGAAAUAGUCCCUGGGACGCGCGGCAGCCUGGCCCGCCUCCCAGGCCGGACCGCGGAGGGGAGCCGUCCCUCCCCCGCCGGCCCCGAGCGGCCGAGGGAGGGACGUAGCCGGGCCUGCUCUUCCCGAAGACGCACAACCCAAUCAGAGCGGGUGACCGGCGGCCACUGGGCCCGGUUUCGGGACCCCACGGCGGGGUGGCUUGGGGACGGGGGCGUUGCCUCCAGGCGCCUCCCCUCGGGGCGGGCCCCGAGCCCUGACCCCAGUCCGCCAAGUUGCUGCGGAGUCAAGAAGGCGCCCGAGGCCCCAAAGGACAACAGUGACCAGUUUUUAGCACAACUGCGGAGCGAGGUGGAGCGACGAGAGGCGGGAGCGGAAGAGGCGCGGAGGCCAGGGGUGCGAAUGGCGCGCUCCGAAGCCGCUAGCGUUCAAGCUACGCCGACAUGGCGCCUCUCCGCCGCCCUUCUACCCCGAAGCGGGGGAGUUCAGGGAAGGCCCGAUGGAGCGCCAGCCUCCUCCCCGUGGACGACCAUUGAGAAAGCCAAGCUGAUUAGACACAUGAGUAUCAGCCAGGCUGAAGGCUCUGGAAUGAUCCCCCAGCUCGUGCCCAACUUCAGGAGUCAAGUCCCAGCUGCCAACUGCUGGCAGCCAAGGUACUAUGGAGACAGGCACUACCUGGAAACUCACCGGGCACCUCCAUCAGCAAGGGCACUUCCAACAAAGGCCCCCAGCCCAUGCCCAGGAAGCUGCAGCUCCACCGAAGGAUUCCAGUGGCUCAACUAAAGGAACAACUUCCAGGCGGUGAUAUAUGGGCGCCCCCCCCCCCAUCGCCAGCGUCACAACAAGAAUGUGGCCAACCACAAAAGGAGGGCACCACCCCCUCAUUUGAAGGGAAUCCCGGCUCUCUGCACGGUAUUCUUGUCUCCCCAGUUGUAGAAUCCGGGUUACAAGCUUCUUGAAUUUUUCUCCAGUUAAAACACGUCCUUUCAGGUCCUUGCUCCCAACCCUUCCUCACGCUCCAGGG
Messenger RNA from Nyctereutes procyonoides (raccoon dog), 1064 nucleotides. RefSeq lists its product as uncharacterized. The transcript is spliced from 4 exons. Lineage: Eukaryota; Metazoa; Chordata; Mammalia; Carnivora; Canidae. The record is from RefSeq and is a predicted model, not a curated record. The coding region runs from base 23 to 823 and encodes 266 amino acids.